Phaeoacremonium minimum UCRPA7 is the source of this 807-nucleotide messenger RNA. RefSeq names its product putative malate dehydrogenase protein. The transcript has 3 exons. Bases 1 to 807 code for a protein of 268 amino acids. Lineage: Eukaryota; Fungi; Ascomycota; Sordariomycetes; Togniniales; Togniniaceae. The record is from RefSeq and is a predicted model, not a curated record.
AUGCGGACCUCAACCUUCCUGCUCGCGGCCAUGGGUGCCAUCAACUCCGCCCUGGCCGCUCCUACAUAUCCUACCUUCAACGUCAACGCCGCCAUGCCCGGCGAUUUGAAGCAGAUGACCGCCUACUUCAACAUGCUCGCAACAAAGGUGCAAGAGGGCCGGUCCAUGUCGUAUGCUCCGGUGUGCGACCUGUCCAAGGCGAAGCAGCCAACCGCUCCAACCAGCCUGCCUCCACCCACCGCAGGCCUCGCCCUCAAGCACGUCGCCAUCGGCCGCGGCACGCAGAACUACACCUGCGACCUGACCAACGCGACCGCCGUGCCCGUGGCCGUCGGCGCCGUCGCCACCCUCUUCAACGCCAGCUGCGUCGCCGCCACCUACCCGGACGUGCUCAACAUGCUGCCGCGCGUGUCGCUCAGCUUCAACCUGACCAGCGACGAGCAGCUGCCCCUGACCGCGCAGCGCCUCGCGCCCUCCAACCUCAUCGUCAGCGGCAAGCACUUCUUCACCACCACCACCACCCCCUUCUUCAACCUCGACACCACCUCCAUGAAGCUGGGCGAGGCCCCCUGCGCAAAGAACGCCAGCGUCCCCGCCCCCGCCGACGCGCAGGUCGGCCAGCUCGGCGAGCCGGCCGUCGCCUGGCUCAAGCUGCUCACCAAGGACGGCGCCACCGGCAACCUGCAGGAGGUGUACCGGCUGAACACCGCCGGCGGCAGCCCGCCGGCGUCGUGCAAGGGCAUGCCCGCUACAUUCGAGAGGCAAUAUGCCGCAGAAUACUGGUUCUACCAGGGCAAGUCAUCAUGA